Molecule: messenger RNA, 2064 nt
Organism: Hermetia illucens (black soldier fly)
Lineage: Eukaryota; Metazoa; Arthropoda; Insecta; Diptera; Stratiomyidae
Gene: Snx1
Product: sorting nexin-2
Exons: 10
Coding region: 130-1443 (437 amino acids)
Biological process (GO): early endosome to Golgi transport
Cellular component (GO): endosome membrane; endosome
Molecular function (GO): phosphatidylinositol binding
Source: RefSeq, a predicted model, not a curated record
AAGAAGAAUCGAAAAACUGUCAAAAGUCUAGAUCCCAAAGCGGUGACAACUCGCCACUUUCGUAGUGACUUGUGAUUGCAAUUUCUUUGUAAAUAGUUGCAUACAAUUUCCUCGUAAAUAACGACUACAAUGGAGCAAACGGAACAACAAGAACAACCUCCAUUGUUUGAUAAUGUCGAUAUAACGGCCGUCGAGGAGGAGAAUGACAUUUUUGAAUCAGCCGUGCAGGAGCCCUUGCAACCGGUCAUGGAAGAUAUCGCAACAGACGAAACCACCAACGGACAAUACAUGGAAAUCAACGUUUCCGAUCCACAAAAAAUCGGCGAAGGAAUUGGGUCCUACGUCGCGUACAAGGUAACGACAAAUACCAACAACUCCAAGUAUUCGAAAAGGCAGUUCACGACCACUCGCCGCUUCAGUGACUUCUUAGGACUGCACGACAUCCUGGUGAGCAAAUACCUGAGAUGCGGCCGAAUCAUCCCUCCUGCCCCCCAGAAAAACAUCAUCGGGAGUACAAAAGUAAAAAUGUCCCAGCCUCAAUCUGAACUUGGUCAGGGUCUUAGUAUGGAAUGGGUGGAAAAUCGUCGGGCCGCACUACAGCGCUAUCUGAACCGUACGGCCCAACAUCCUGUCCUUUCUCAAGAUCCCGACUUUAUUAAUUUUUUGGAAAGCGAUCAGGAACUACCGCGUGCGGUGAACACAGCUGCCUUGAGUGGAGCCGGGGUGAUGCGACUUUUCAAUAAAGUUGGUGAAACCGUAAAUAAAAUUACAUACAAAAUGGAUGAGAAUGAUCCGUGGUUUGAAGAUAAGAUUGCUGAAGUGGAGAAUUUAGAUAUGCAUAUUCAAAAAUUGCAUACGGCAAUUAAAGCUUUAGUUAGUCACCGUAAGGAUUUAGCUGCAUUGACUGGCGGAGUUGCUAAAUCUGCGGCUAUGUUAAGUACGUGCGAAGAGCACACCGGACUAUCGAGAGCUCUAUCUCAGCUGGCUGAUGUAGAGGAAAAGAUCGAAAUUUUACGCUUCGAGCAAGCAAAUUCUGAUUUGUACAUCCUUUCCGAAACACUUAAAGAUUACAUAGGUCUUUUUGGUGCUAUCAAAGAUGUGUUUCAUGAGCGCGUUAAGGUAUUUCAAAAUUGGCAACAUGCCCAAUUGCAACUGACGAAGCGGCGCGAGAACAAGGCGAAAAUUGAAUUGUCUGGCCGCAAUGAAAAAUUAGAUCAAGCACAAAAGGAAGUUGAAGAGUGGGAAGCGAAAGUCCAGCGAUGUCAGAAAGAAUUUGAUGACAUUUCAUCUGAAAUUAAGCGUGAAAUGGAGCGUUUUGAAAUCAAUCGAGCCAAAGACUUUAAAGCUACCAUCAUUAAAUAUCUGGAAGAUCAAAUGGCUCAUCAGCAACAGCUCAUCAAGUACUGGGAAGGCUUUGUACCGUCGGCAAAGGAGAUUGCGUGAGACUCAGCUAACUGUGAAUAUGCAAACGAUCCCGAAAUCUCUAUAAAUUUUCUAAAUUGUGUAUAUUUAUCGACCAAUAAUGCGUGUAUUAAAUCGAAAUUAUCAUUAGACACCUUAGAAAACAAAGAUUAGAACUUAAGCUAAGCUUAAAAAUCGUCAUCUUCUAUUAUUCUUCUUUAUUGUACUCUAUUCACACAGGCUCGGUUGCUUCGCAGAAAACAAAAAAAAAAGAUGAAAACAAAGUUUGCAAUGAACUUUAUGACAUAAAUUUACAUAUUACAUACAAAUAUGAAAUCUUCUUAUAAAGUAUACCUCUCUCGAAUGAAGAAUAACAAAGGAAAGGAUUGAAAAGAAUGAGGAACGUAAAAUAAUAUAUGAUACAAUGAAAUAUUAUGUUUUAAGAUAUUGUGAUCAUUUUCUAUUAUUAUCGUCUUUAUGAGAAAGUUAAAAUUGCAACUCGUUAGUUUGCUGCAUCAUUCCAAGAUUUAUUGUCCUUAAGAAAGAAAUCUAGAGAGUCAUCGUAUAAAUAUUAUAUUUUGCCGUAAGAGAUAUGAAAUUAUUGAAAUGUGCUGAUUGAAUAUUUGUCAUGUUGCUAUUACACUUAUUAUUUUUUGAAAUACA